AUGGUGAUGAAACUGCUCGACCGAGAGCCAUCAGCCGCCAAAUUCAACGAUUUGGCCAAGCUGGCCCAUGACUUCGUAUUUGCAGCAGAGACAUACGGCAAGAUCAUCAUCUCCGAGCUCAGCCUGCCUGAACCGAAGAAGACAAUCAAGCCGAUGGCUGUGGGCGGACAGGCCGGGGGCGAGAAAUACAUCGUGCAAGGCAUCUUCUUCAAGUUCGCACUUGACCUUUACGGUAUCUACGGCGGCGAUGAAUUUGCUAUGAAAGCAGCGUCACACGAUCUGAAGGGGCUGACCCACUACUACAGUUGUCAGAUCCCCGGCCUCCACGUACCUCUAAUGGCCCUGAUCGACUACCUGGGCUUCAGGUUGAUCGCUAUCACCAUUCUGCCGAUCAACUCGCACACCAUCCAAUACGGCUCCAACAGCCACCAACGCGACCUGCAGUCCGUCAUCGGCGUCUGCUUCCUUGUCGCCGCUGGUCGGGAGCUUCCCCAGCUUGCGAGUCGCAUGUGCUUCUGCAACGAAAAGCUCACCAUCAGCGUCAACCGGUCCACUACACGGAAGAGUAAGGGCGCACCAGCAAGAAGGGCCGUGCUGGGCGCCGCCUGGAGCAGUGAGGCUGGAGUCAUCGCUCCUCCUGCGCUCUGUGGGGCGUGGCACCAGAACGAUCUGAGCCACGAAUGGUGA
Messenger RNA from Acanthamoeba castellanii str. Neff, 687 nucleotides. RefSeq names its product Leucine-rich repeat-containing protein. Gene Ontology annotation, cellular component: cytoplasm. The coding region runs from base 1 to 687 and encodes 228 amino acids. The record is from RefSeq and is a predicted model, not a curated record. NCBI's taxonomy places the organism in Eukaryota, Discosea, Longamoebia, Acanthamoebidae. Gene Ontology annotation, biological process: intracellular distribution of mitochondria. Gene Ontology annotation, molecular function: mRNA binding. The transcript is spliced from 7 exons.